UGUGUACGUGGGCUACACUCAGUACAGUCGAGCUGAUGACCUCACUGCUAGAGAGGCUCGCACCACCACUCCCAGCCACCCAAGACCAAAGCCAAGCCGCAGCAGUCAUCCCGACACCAUGGUCGAGGAUCAAACCAACGACAUUCCAAACGCUAGACCGAAUUCCUCUGAUUCCAGCCCGUUGUCCUUGGGUGGGGACUUGGGCGUCGAAUCGCUCGGGAGAAAACAUGGUCCGGCAAAAGAAAAGGACACCAAAUCUGCUGGUCGCUAUUUCGACUGGACGCCAGGAGGUCACGAGACAAAAGACAAGUACACGCCGGCAGGUGAUGCGCAGAUGAGCUCCUCGUCACCCAGCGAUGGCGCGCCGGGCCCAGGUCCGUACACGUACGGAGUCAACUUUGUUGGCAGGAACGUCACCGAACCGGGGUCACGUGGCGGGCACAGGCUUAAGCGAGCAACAGGGUGAGUGUUACCCGGGCUUAAGACAACAACAGGGUAAGUGUUUACACGGGCUUAAGACAGCAACAGGGUGAGUGUUACACAGGAUUAAGACAGCAACAGUGUGAGUGUUACACAGGAUUAAGACAGAAACAGGGUGAGUGUUACAUGGGAUUAAGACAGCAACAGGGUGAGUGUUACACGGGUUUAAGAUAGCAACAGGGUGAGUGUUACACGGGCUUAAGACAGCAACAGGGUGAAUGUUAAAGCAGUUUUUAAAAUGUGUUCGAUCCUCGGGAGUGACGGGAGGGAAUAAAGGGGAUGGGGUGGAUGGGUGAGAAGGUAUGGCGUUCCUUCCCCUGCGUUUAUUUUUAUUUAUUUAGAGAUCAUUUUGGCCAACUACGAAGUUUCUUUUGGUGCGAGGGAAAUAGCAAAAAGUUUUGUCCACACCGGGAGCAACCAACUCUAUAGAUUGACCACUGCCUCGGCACUUCUGCUGCAUCCAGGUUUUCCCAGGGCACCUUUAUUAAAAUUCGAACAAGCACACAGAAAAAUUAUAGGGAUUGUAAUAUAUGUAUAUAUUAAAAGGCUGACAAUUUUUUUUUCCAAACCUCGUGCCACCCCCCCCCCCCAAACAAGGAAGCCUCGGCUUCCCAGGGCGCAUAAUUUUAAAAAUUAUAGGGAUUGUAAUAUAUGUAUAUAUUAAAAGGCUGACAAUUUUUUUUUCCCAACCCCGUGCCACCCCCCCCCCCCAAACAAGGAAGCCUCGGCUUCCCAGGGCGCAUAAUUUGGUAAUUUGCUCCAGUUUGAAUGGAUUGCUCCAGUUUGAAUGGAUUGCUCCAGUUUGAAUGGAUUGCUCCAGUUUGAAUGGAUUGCUCCAGUUUGAAUGGAUUGCUCCAGUUUGGAUUGCUCCAGUUUGAAUGGAUUGCUCCAGUUUGAAUGGAUUGCUCCAGUUUGAAUGGAUUGCUCCAGUUUGAAUGGAUUGCUCUAGUCUUAAUGUACUGCUCAAGUUUUGAAUGGUAGAUAUCUUCUAUUUUUCCCCCUUAGAGUCCAGUAACAAUUUAAAUAUCAGGUUGUUGUCGUCGAAAGACGAUCGAAAAUGUAUUUCUUCAUGACGUUGAUUCUUUUCAUGCUGACAUCAAACACGCCGUAUUAAACAAUAGAUUUAUUUUUUGGGGUUGAAACCACAGCCCAAGACAAUGCACCGCCGAUGUCCAGUGUGCUCCCACGGAGUGUUGCCUGGAGGAUCAACUUGGCGCCAAUCCCCUGGCACUGGUCUGUGUGCCAAGGCAAAAUAACGGUAAGGUCAAUGUCACGGGUAUAUAUAUAUAUAUAUAUAUAUAUAUAUAGACUUGGGACGAUUUGAAGGUCAUGGGCAUACUCACUUGGACUGUCUGAAGGUCAUGGGAAUACAGACUUGGACUGCUUGAAUGUUGAAAGCUCCUACCUUCGUCACAUUUCUAAAUACACGUUUUCACAUUGAACAUAGCUCAAACCAAGCCCUGCAGCAGUGUGUGCCGCCACCAGUGUCAGACGCCACCAGUGUGAGCCGCCACCACACUGUGUGCCGCUGCUGCAGUGUGCCGCGUCCGUUAGGCCAUUCAAAGUGGUCCCAAAAUGAACACACAGAAAUACAUCUGUUCAGAGAUCAUCUUUAAAAAAAAAUCUAAAUUACGAAAGAAAAAUUAUCUAGGCAGAAAUCAAAAGUGCUAUUUAAAUUUAAAGAGAUUUUAAAUUUUAGCUGUUUACAUAAUGCUGUACUUUGACUAGCGUUAGUCAAUGUUGUACUUUGAAUAGCACUACUGUCAAUGCUGUUUUGCUGUACUUUGACUUGCACUACUGUCAAUGCUGUAUUUUAAAUAGCACUACAGUCAAUGCUGCAUUGUACUUUGACUAGCACUACAGUCAAUGCUGUUUUGCUGUACUUUGCACUACUGUCAAUGCUGCACUUUGACUAGCACGACUGUCAAUGCUGUACUUUGACUAGCACUACAGUCAAUGCUGCAUUGUACUUUAAAUUAGAGACCGACCGAAUUUCGGCCUUGGCUUCAGUUUCGGCGCCGAAAGUGGCCAUUUUAUCACUUUCGGCCAAGUUUCGGUUUCGGCCGAAACUGAAAAGUUGACUUUCGGUUUAAUUUCGGUUUCGGCCGAAAGAGAAAAGUUAACUUUCGGUUUUUCUUCGGUUUCAGCCGAAAUUGACUUAGACUUUCGGCCAUCGGCCGAAAGUGACUCAGGUUUUCGGUCAUUUAAUAUUCAGCGAAAAUGAUAUUUAACAACAAACUAAACGACAUUUAAGAACGAAUUAAGAGAUCUUUGAAACAAACUAAACGAUAUUUAACAACAAACUUAGCGAUCUUUAAGAACAAUCUAAGCAAUCUUUAAUAACAAACUAAACGAUCUUAAAGAACAAACUAAACGAUUUUUAUGACCGAACUAAAUGAUCUUUAAGAACAAAACAAAUGAUCUUUAAUAGUAAACUAAAUUAUUUAUAAGAAUAAACCAAGCGAUCUUUAGCAGAAAACUAAAUGUUCUUUAGGAACAAACUAAAAGAUCUUUGAGAAUAAACUAAUCAAUCUUAAGGAACAAAAUCAAUUAUCUUUAAGUUUAAGAACAAACUAAGCGAUCUUUAUGAAAAAACUAAGCGAUCUUUAACAACAAACUAAGCGAUCUUUAUGAACAAACUAAACGAUAUUUAAGAACAAAUAAUGCGAUCUAUUAACAAAAACUGGAUGAUCUUUAACAACAAACUAAGUGAUCUUUAAGAACAAACUAAACGAUCUUUAACAACAAAUUAAGCGAUCUUUAAGAUUAAACUAAGCGAUAUUUUAGAACAAUCUAACGAUCUUUAAGAACAAACUCACCGAUCUUUAAGAACAAACUAACCGAUCAAUAACAACCAACUAAACGAUCUUUAAAAACAAAUUAAGCAAUCCUUAACAACAACAAUUUUUAGAGACCCGGUUUAAAAAAAUAAUAUUUUGCAUUAAUUCCCCCCCCCCCCCUCCAAAUUUUUCCCAAAUUUUUUCCUACCAUACUAAUUUUAAAAAGUUGUAAAGCAAUUUAAAAUACUUUUAUAUUAAAAUGGUAAAAUCCAAAGUAUUCAUUAGAUCAAAGGUCUCAAACUCAAAUCAUCGAGGGGGGGUGUGGGGGGCGCAGGAGGUAGUGCCUGAAUGAGAGUGGGCCGCAAUCAAGUAAUCCACAAAAAAAGCGAUUACAACUGUUAAAAUCUGCUCAACCUUUAUAAAUAACAACGAAAUCAUUAAGGGUUCUCAAAAACUAGGAUUCACUUUAAUCCACCUACUCACUGUUGCAUACAAAAAUACAUAGCAACACUACCAAAAAAAAAAACAGAAUUAGACUAGUCGGUGAGAUUGGACUGAAACCGUCGCGGAAAGUAACGUUAUAGAUAUGAGAAUGGGGGAAACGGGCCGGCGCAUUUACACUAAACUUUUCUGUCAUGUAGUGGGCCGCAAAAUAUCGUCUUGCGGGUCACAAAUGGCUCGCGGGCCGCGAGUUUGAGACCCUUCUAUAUCGAUAUGUAGGAAAAGAAUCACGUGAAAAAAAAGUCACAGGAAAUAAAGUCACAGGAAAAAAGUCACAGGAAAUAAAGUCUCAGGAAAUAAAGUCACAGGAAAAAAGUCACAGGAAAAAAGUCACUAAGUGUAUGUCAAAUAAAUUCCUAAAUGUCAGUGGUUAUGAAAUUAUAUUUGUAAGUCCAUCAACAUGUUUAUUUAGUGGAAAACCAGUCAAUAGAAAAUAGCAGUCAAGCUUAUCGUUAACUUAUUGGGUCGUUGUUUUUUUUUUUAAUUUUCGGAUAGGUAGAUGGAUAGGAUAUAUUGGAUGGAUGAUGGAUGGAUGGAUGAUGGCUGAUGGAUGCGUGAUGGAUGGACGGCACAUAUAUCCAUCAUUAUCCAGAAUCAAAUACUAGGGGAUUAUGAACUUUUUAUAACAUUCCGUUUGGGGCCGGGGGGCCCGGAAUCGUUUGUUUUUUUUCUUCUAUGAGCUUUAUAAAUAAAAUUAACAACAAACACUCCUGCAUAAAUAGAUGGAUCUUGACCAAACUUAGUGACGGGAUCAAAUAGGGAUCCUGCGGCAAACGGGAUCCCAUCGGAGAAAAGGAUCCUUCCGGGAAGCGGGAUCCUAGUGGGAUCGGGAUCCCAUUUGGAAAAGGGUACAAUUUGGAAAGUGGCACCCUACUUGGAAAUGGGAUCCCAUUAGGAUCUCAAUUAUUUCGGAUCCCACAGGGUUGGGAUCCUAAUGACAUCCUUUUUGAGAAAGUGAUCCCAAUCGGGAUCAGGAUCCAAUUAGGGGUGGGAUCCCUGGGUCGGAAUCACAAUGGGGUCAGGAUACCCAUGGGAUUAUUUGAGGGAAAGGGAUCCCAAUCAAAAUUGGUAUCUAAAUGGGGUUAGGAUCCUUGUGGGGUCGGGAUCCCGAUAAGAUAUGGGAUCCCACAACUCUUGUCAGAAUUUAUUUAUGAUAUCUGAUGGCUGAAUGUUUCUGUGACUUUUUUCCUGUGACUUUAUUUCCUGUGAAUUUUUUUCCUAGCAAAAUUUGUGACUUUUUUCCAGUGACUUUUUUUCCGCUCACCUAAUAUUCACGAUUAUCUCAUUUUUUUAUAAAAAGAAUGUAAAUAUUUAUACUUUCCCACAUCAUUUUCGAUGUAUGCAGAAUGUAUGCGGGAACGAAUUUCAAAAUAUCUUAAUAUUUCAUUUUCGGCUUCGGCCGAAAUUCAUUUUUAAAUUUCGUCUUUUUUUCGGUUUUGGCCGAAAGUCAUUUUAAACUUUCGGCCUAUUUUCGGCUUCGGCCGAAAUCAGAAAAUCACUUUCGGUCAGUCUCUACUUUAAAUAGCACUUCAGUCAAUGCUGCAUUGCUUUACUUUGACUAGCACGACUGUCAAUGCUGUUCUUUGACUAGCACGACUGUCAAUGCUGCUCUUUGACUAGCACGACUGUACUUAAGGUUAAUACUGGUUUUACUUUAAAACAAAACACUGAAGUCAUGAAUUUUGUUUCUCACACGUCAUCUUUCACUCCUGUCUACAGUUUGAACAAAAAAUAUUCUAGUUUAAACAGAGACUUAGUGCUUUUUUCAUCUUCUCCGUGCUAUUGUAGUUUCAUGGUUUAUGUGCAAGAACAUCUUUCUUGACUCGACAACUCUACAGGUUACUGCGGCCGGCCCAAGGCGUGUCGCUACACACACAACUGCAAACCGCCGGCCGAGAGAUGCGUCCUGACCAGGGUCAUCUUUCAUCCCAGGUACUGGGGUGUACCCAUCGGGCACUGCGCUACACAGUAACGGACGUACAGACCAUGCUGCCGAAAAAUAAUUUAUUUUGCUUCCUGUUUAAAAAAAAAGAGGCUUUAACAGACAUUAGAUUAGGUGCAUUUUCCUGCAAAGGACAAUCUGUUGUUGGAAAAUGU
Lymnaea stagnalis (great pond snail) is the source of this 5858-nucleotide messenger RNA. Lineage: Eukaryota; Metazoa; Mollusca; Gastropoda; Lymnaeidae. The record is from the annotation of a GenBank genome assembly.